AUGAAUCACAACGAUGCAAACGGCUUUGAUUUCGGUUCGAGUAACACCGACAUUGACCCAGCUGUAUUGAGGGGGGGAUGCAAAGUCACAUCCAUUGAGACCCAUGGGGUAAGCUUCUGGGCGAAGACGGGUCGAAUCGAUGUUUUGCUCGAAGAUGGUACGCCUCAGUCCUUUUUCAUAAAGGUCCUUUCGAAAGAAAUAGGCAUGAACAUGACAAGGGGGGAGUUCCAUUCGAUGAGCGCGAUAUAUGAAGUUAUACCAGAAUUUGUCCCAAAACCCAUCGCUUGCGGCACCUAUGAGACCAUACCAGAUACACACUUCUUCCUCUGCGAGUUUCGAGAAAUGACGGAGGAUAUGCCCGAUCCUGACGAGUUUGCCUCUCGUUUAUCAACAAUGCACCAGAAAAGCGUAUCGCCUACUGGAAAGUUCGGCUUCCACAUCACAACUUACGCAGGAAACCUACCCCAGUAUGUGGCAUGGGAAGAUAGCUGGGAGACAUUCUUCGCCAAGUCAAUGAGACAGGCUCUGGACCUGGAGAUCGCGGUGAAAGGAACUAGCGACGAGCUUGAGGUUCUUUCACAAGGGCUUUUCGAAAGGGUCAUCCCGAGGCUCCUAAGGCCUCUCGAGAGUGACGGCCGGACAGUGGAACCUUCGUUGGUUCAUGGUGACCUUUGGUAUGCAAAUGCAGGGAUUGAUGUCGAGAAUGACCAACCUCUCGUUUUCGAUGCAUGCUGCUUCUUUGCGCAUAACGAAUAUGAGUUUGGCCAAUGGCGACCAGCUUGUAAUAGGUUUGGAGACGAGUACGUAGCUGCCUACAACACAUUUGCCCAGAUCUCAGCACCUGAAGAGGAUUUUGAAGGUCGGCUAGAUCUCUAUAGACUGGUCCUUGAUGUUAUGAGAGAUUUGGUUCAGAAAUACGGUUAA
This is a messenger RNA of Fusarium redolens, 924 nucleotides long. RefSeq names its product Fructosamine kinase-domain-containing protein. The record is from RefSeq and is a predicted model, not a curated record. Lineage: Eukaryota; Fungi; Ascomycota; Sordariomycetes; Hypocreales; Nectriaceae. The transcript has 4 exons. Bases 1 to 924 code for a protein of 307 amino acids.